Messenger RNA from Rana temporaria (common frog), 1296 nucleotides. RefSeq names its product transmembrane protein 54 (gene TMEM54). Lineage: Eukaryota; Metazoa; Chordata; Amphibia; Anura; Ranidae. The transcript is spliced from 6 exons. The coding region runs from base 200 to 859 and encodes 219 amino acids. The record is from RefSeq and is a predicted model, not a curated record.
UAAAUCUCUCCCACUACUACUACUGAUGAUAACACAGAGACAUCCUGCUGUGCUGAGAAGACAGAAUCCAGGUGGAGCCUACAAACCAGUCUGACUGGUUGGAAUUAGGAGCCGCCCAUAGUGAACUCUGCCGAGAGAAAUUUAGAAACAAGGGAAAUGGAUUCGAAGAGAAAACUGUGAGAAAACACCAACAAAAGCCAUGUGUGGACCCAAAGCCCUGGAUAGUUCCCAGUAUGGAAAGAUCCUGAUGAAAGUUGGCCUUGCACUGAUUGUGGUUGGACACCUGAAUUUUAUUGUGGGGGCCAUUGUACAUGGAUUAGUACUGAGACACGUUGGACGUAAUUCGCUACAAUAUUCUGUCACCAACAUCAUCGCUGUGGCAACUGCGAUUGUGAGUAUAUCCUGUGGAAUAGUUGCCAUUGUUCUUUCACGAUACCUCAAACAAACUACACUGCGUUGGGCAACAGUGCUUCUUAGUAUAAUUAAUGUGGUGUUGUCUGCUGCCUGCACCGUAGGCAUUGCUGUGUCGGUGAUUAUGACUGUGGCUAAUGAAGGUCGCACACUGUUGUCUUCAUGUACGUUCACCAACCUGCAACUUAUCCAGAUUUCCUAUGAAUGUCCUUUCGAUCCCACAAGAAUCUAUAGUACAACGCUGUGUCUUUGGGUGAUCGCUAUUAUACUUGAUUCCAUUGAAAUUGUUUUCAGUGCACGCUGUUAUGUGACAGUACUAAGACUGAUGGAUGUUACCAUAUGCACCAAGAAGAAAAAGAAAGUCAGAAUCCACUUUUCUGUGGAAGAAGAAAGUAGAACAGAGCAAGAAGAGCUGAAUGCUUCAGGCAGCUACACGGAAAGGGUUUAAUACUCAGGUACCAGCUGGACAAAAUAUUUCUCAUAUCAAGGCUCUGAACUUUGCUUUGCUAUGAACACUUGAAGACCUAUCAGCAGAGAACAUGUGCAGCAAAACUCAGAAUCUUACAUAUCGCAACAGUAUUGUUACUAUAAAACGCUUAAUCCAUGUGUCCUUACCUAGCAGACUUGAGGGUGUGGGUCCUUCAACAAGAACAUAUAACUCUGCAGCUUCCGUAAAGUGAAACAAAAUAGCCCUUAACAAUUAAAUCCUAAACUGUUCCUUAGCCCUUAAUUCCCCUAACCCUAAAGUGAACCAUUAAAAUGCAGGGCAAAGCUUCAGCUUACGGUGGAAGUCAACCGUCCUAUCGUUCUCAGCCAAGGAAGCUGCCAUCUUGGCCUCUGUUUAAUCUUUAACUGCCAUGGUGCUGCACAUGUGAUCAGAUAUGA